GCCUUCCCGACCGAUAACGGCAAGGAAACGGCCCAUCGCCAUGUACGCCCAAGGCCACGCUUACGACGACCACGACGGCCGCCACGACCAGCAGAUGCAGGGCCUCCUCCAUGAGCAGUUCCAAAUGCAGUCGCACAUGGCGCAUCACAUGCACCACGAGCGGGCCCACGAGCAUGGCGGCGCCAUGGUGCACCCGACGAUGCACCUCAAGGACAAGUCAGCCGACAGCAUGCGCCUCGCCAUGAACACGCACGACAUGGGCGGCCUCAUGGAGUCCAGCGACCAUCUUAUGCAGCGCAUGUACGACCAGGACGACGAUGAAGAAGAGGACGACGUGAAGCGCUCGAAAGGCGACGCCAACAGCAAAAAGCCGUGGACGCGCGAAGAGAACGAGAAGCUUAUGCAGCUUGUCAAGCAGUACGGUGCCAAGCGCUGGUCGCUCAUCGCGAUGCACCUCCCAGGACGCGUCGGCAAGCAAUGCCGCGAGCGCUGGCACAACCAUCUUAACCCUGCGGUGCGGAAGGAUGCGUGGACUGCGGAGGAGGAUUACGUGAUCUUUGAAUGCCACAAGAACGUCGGCAACCAGUGGGCGGAAAUCUCCAAGAUGCUGCCCGGCCGCACGGACAACGCCAUCAAGAACCGGUAUUACUCGACCAUGCGCCGCAUGCAGCGCCAAUCGCUUCGGAAGAAGGGCUGCGCUCGCGAGACGAAGCCGCGGUCGCAGUCGCUCAUCGUGUCGCCGACGAGCAGCGAUGCUCAUCACAUGUUUCCUCGCGGCGCGCCGUUCCAGAAGCUCGUGCUCUCGGCCAACGGCAAGAUGGACGGCAGUGGCAACAACAACAACGGCAACUUUCUCAGCGAGUACGACCCGCGCAACCACCACAACGGCAUGGAGUUUGGGACCGGUCCGUUUGCCAGCAACAACAACAACAACAGCGGCGGUGGUUUUGCCGGUGAAUUCCAGCACUCGCCGUUCGAAUACCAGCAGCACCUGCGCCGUCACUCGUCCACGUCGGACGCGCCGCACAUGAUGAUGUACCCGCCGAGUGGCAUGAUGCACACGUCGCCGACGUCGUCGUCGUCGGGCAUGUACGACAACCAGCGCGAUGACGACAAGCACGACGAGAAGCACCACCACGACCCGCACGCGCACCACCGCGUAUUAGACGACCUGCAGAUGCGCGAGCAGAACAACGCGACGCGGCCCGUGUCGGUGACGGCGCGCCUCUUCCAGAACACGCACCCGUCCAUGGUCAAAACCCCCGAGAUGGACGGCGGCAAGAUGCUCCUCAAGACGCCCGCGUACGACGCCGAGACGCAAGAAGUCUACAUCUAAGUGCACACGUGCCUGUAUUUCCAUGCAACAACUUCUAUGGUAGACGUAUUAAGAGCAAUCAACUAGUUUAUUAGGCAA
Messenger RNA from Saprolegnia diclina VS20, 1414 nucleotides. RefSeq lists its product as hypothetical. The transcript is spliced from 5 exons. Gene Ontology annotation, biological process: regulation of DNA-templated transcription. Gene Ontology annotation, cellular component: nucleus. Gene Ontology annotation, molecular function: DNA-binding transcription factor activity, RNA polymerase II-specific; RNA polymerase II cis-regulatory region sequence-specific DNA binding. Bases 41 to 1336 code for a protein of 431 amino acids. The record is from RefSeq and is a predicted model, not a curated record. Lineage: Eukaryota; Oomycota; Saprolegniomycetes; Saprolegniales; Saprolegniaceae.